Molecule: messenger RNA, 1746 nt
Organism: Coffea eugenioides
Lineage: Eukaryota; Viridiplantae; Streptophyta; Magnoliopsida; Gentianales; Rubiaceae
Exons: 1
Coding region: 1-1746 (581 amino acids)
Source: RefSeq, a predicted model, not a curated record
AUGAGCGGGUGGACUAUAAAGUCCUUCAAUGCAUUGCUGGAAAUUUUUAGGCAUGCACUACCUCCUGAAGCCACAGUUCCCAAGUCUUUUGCUGAUGCUAAGAAGCUCAUUCGAGACUUAGGUUUUAAAUCUAAAAAAAUCCAUGCUUGUGUCAAUGAUUGUGUUCUCUUCCGCAAGGAAAAUGAAAAUUUUGACACUUGUCCAAAUCUAAAUUGUAAAGAACCUCGCUACAAGAUGGCAGGUUCAAGAGUUCCACGCAAAGUUUUGCGUUACUUUCCUUUGAAGCCUAGGCUGCAACGAUUAUAUACCCACAAAGAAAUAGCUUCAGAUAUGAGAUGGCAUAAAGAAAAGUGUGUGCAUGAUGAUAACAUCAUGCGGCAUCCAGCAGACAGUGAAGCAUGGAAACACUUUGAUAGGUUGCAUCCGGACUUCGCCGUUGAUCCUAGAAAUGUGAGGUUAGGUCUUGCAACUGAUGGUUUCAAUCCUUUUGGGACCAUGAGUAGUGCUUAUAGCAUCUGGCCUAUUUAUCUAGUGCCAUACAAUCUGCCCCCUUGGAAGUGUAUGAGAGAUCCUUUCUUUUUCCUAUCAAUGCUAAUUCCUGGGCCUAAAUCCCCGGGAAAUGAGAUUGAUGUUUACAUGGAGCCUCUAAUAGAUGAACUGAAUGAAAUGUGGCUUGGUGUUGAAACAUAUGAUGCAUAUAGUGGCAAGAAAUUUGACCUCCGGGCAGCUUUACUAUGGACUAUAAAUGAUUUUCCAGCUUAUGCAAUGCUGUCCGGAUGGAGUACGAAAAGGUAUCAAGCAUGUCCUAUUUGCAUGGUUGAGACAACUUGCGUACAUUUACCACACCGAAAAAAGUUGUGUUACACAGGUCAUCGCCGCUUCUUACCCAUUGACCAUUCUUGGCGGCGAGAAAAAAAACCUUUCGAUGGCAAUGUGGACUUUAGGAAUCCUGUUGCACCUUUAUCUGGAAAUGAAAUUUUGGAUCAGGUACAAAAUAUGGAGGUAAAUUUUGGGAAGACCAAGGCGCAAUCCAAUGCAAAGAAACGCAAGCGUUCUGAGAGUGGUUUGAACUGGACAAAGAAAAGUUGUUUCUUUGAGUUACCAUAUUGGGCAGACCUCCUUCUUAGGCAUAAUUUGGAUUUAAUGCAUGUGUCAAAAAAUGUCUCAGAGGCUGUCAUUGCCACAAUUAUGGAUAUUGAAAACAAAACCAAAGACCACUGGUUGUGUCGUCAAGAUUUGAAGGAUUUGGGUUUGAAAAAAGAGCUACAUUUGAUUCCAAAUGGCGACUCUUAUAUCAUGCCACAUGCCUGUUACAGCCUAACCAAGGAGGAGAAAAAAAAAGUAUGUGAGUUCUUGAAUUCUGUCAAAUAUCCAGAUGGGUUUGCCUCAAACAUUUGCCGAUGUAUAAAGAAUGGCCAGUUUCAAAUUUCUGGAAUGAAAAGUCAUGACUUCCACAUUUUUAUACAAAGGCUACUCCCACUUGCAAUCCGUGGAAGUUUAACAAAAGAAGUUCGGCAAGUGCUAUUCGAGUUAAGUGAAUUCUUCAAAAAAUUAUGUGCUAGAACAUUACAUAGAGAGGUUCUGGAGGAGUUAGGCCAAAAAAUUGCAGUCAUCUUAUGUAAAUUAGAGAGGUUGUUCCCUCCAGCUUUCUUCGAUAUAAUGAUGCACUUGAUGGUUCACUUGCCUGCUGAAGCUAUCCUUGGCGGUCCAGCUCAAUAUCGUUGGAUGUUCCCAUUUGAGAGGUAG